Molecule: messenger RNA, 927 nt
Organism: Capsella rubella
Lineage: Eukaryota; Viridiplantae; Streptophyta; Magnoliopsida; Brassicales; Brassicaceae
Exons: 2
Coding region: 53-799 (248 amino acids)
Molecular function (GO): electron transfer activity
Source: RefSeq, a predicted model, not a curated record
AAUCACAUAUCAUAUAAACUAACAAUUCAUUAGAAAACAGAAAAAAAAAAGGAUGGUACACUCUCGUUUUCUAAACCUUGUUUUAGUCCUAGUGACUAUUGCUUCCAUAUUCACCACAUUUGCUGAGGCCAAUAGGGGAUUUGGCUGGGGUUGGGGUGGGGGCUCCAACUAUUCAAGUGGUUCAGGUUCAAACUCGAAGUCCGGAUGGGGUUGGGGCUGGGGUCAUGGCUCCAACAGUUCAAGUGGUUCAGGUUCAACCCCAAGGUCAGGCUGGGGUUGGGGUUGGGGUUGGGGAGGGAUUCCCAACAACACACACAACUCCGGAUCUCCUGGCUCGGGUUGGGGACGGAUUCCCAACAACACACACAACUCAGGAUCUCGCGGCUCGGGUUGGGGCUGGGGCUAUGGAGGUCAUUCAAAAACCUUUAAUGCCACCUACAAUGGACCAAGACAGAUCAUAGUUGGUGGAGACAAAGAGUGGACUUACGGUUUCAAUUACUCCGACUGGGCUUCCAAGACUGCUCCCUUCUUUCUCAAUGACAAACUUGUGUUCAAAUACAACCCACCAGCUCCAUUCACGCACAGCGUCUACUUGCUUCCUGACCCAUCAAGUUUCGAAAAGUGCGACCUAAAGAAAGGCAAAAUGAUUGCGUCCCCGAAGCAAGGGAGUGGAAAUGGCUUUGAGCUUGUUCUAACACAGAUGAAGCCUUACUACAUUGCGUGCGGCGAACACGAAGGUGCACACUGCAACAAUGGUACCAUGAAGUUCACCGUCAUGCCCAUGCUCCCUCGUUGGUAAUUUGGUGAUAAAUCCAAAUCCAAAUCCAAAUCCAAACGUUAGGUUUUAAUUUCGUUGUUGUGUCGUCAAUAAAAUGAGAUUAAUCAUUAUUUAUGUGUGUUAGUAACAUAUUCACGUUUUGUUUUGGA